Molecule: messenger RNA, 354 nt
Organism: Adineta steineri
Lineage: Eukaryota; Metazoa; Rotifera; Eurotatoria; Adinetida; Adinetidae
Source: the annotation of a GenBank genome assembly
AUGGAUACUAAUGAUUCUUCUAGUUGGUCUUCUACUUUAUUAUCUGUUAUAUAUGGAAUCAAUACCAAGCAAUCUACUGUAACUAAGACCACUCCUUAUGCAUUAGUUUUUGAACAAACACCACUUAGUGAAUCUGAUUUGUGGAAGUCAGUAUAUGGUAAUGAAAUUGAUGACCUAAUUGAUCUAGUUAGUGAAUUAUCUGUUGAUGCUUGUUCUCAUUCAUUAAUUAGUACACCAUCAAGAAUUAAAUCAACAACAGGUAUAACAACAACACCAACAAAACAUUUUGCAAUUUGUACAGUUGCUACAGAUCAUUACCUGGCAACUGCAAAUAAGAAAAUAAAAUUACAUUAA